AUGGAGGCAAGCAAGGUGAAGCCUCUAGGCAACAUCUCGCGUGAUGACGUUCGCCACACGCUGCACACGCACUUCCACUCGUCGAAACCUGCUCCUCGCCCUUCCACCGGUGGCGGCGCGGCCAUUCCCGUCUCCAACCGCAAGCGCGUCUUCUCGUUUGUCCAGGUGCAGAAACCCAAGACUGAGGCGGAGAGCAAGCGACUAUUUGGGUCCGCAGCGAACGCAGGCAGAUACUUUGUCCUCUGUGUGACUAUACAAGACGCAAAUAAUACAGAUAAACGGCUGGAGCUGCAUUACGUGCUACUGAUGAGCAACUUAUCGGUGGAUGUGCGCAAUUCCUGGAAUUUGAGUAAACUGGACACCAUCGAGCACAAUGGCAUCGGCCCGGAGAAACCCAAGGGGGCAUUCGCGCUGUUCUUUAGUGAAGAAUCGACCUCGUGGCCGUGGCUUGUGGAGCCGAGAGAGAGCGCAACGGCAAUGCACGAGUUUCUAUGGAGCCUGGGUGCCAUUAUGGCUCAGAAUAAAACCACACUUCCGAGAUUCGUGCGGAUAAAUAUUGAGGAAUUACACGAGACUGCUACGCGGCUGACCCUGCAGAAAGUAUACGAUCUGGAUAUCGAUCUCGUUCAAUGUGUGGUACACCCGAACGCCACGGAGGAGAGUGGGAAGAAAACCACCGAAAGCCACGCAGGGAUCGACGUUUCUGGUCUGCGCCUCGCGUCUCCUGAGAGCAAUGAAGCGCUCAGCUUGCUAAAUGAAAUCGACUGGAGCGACGUACAGUUGUCUGCUGUUGAAGAAAAUCUCCGUAAAAAGUUGCGAGCUUUAGAGGACGAGAACAUCGCGUUCCUGCUCUCGUUGGAUGGAGAAUCAGCUGCCCCCUCAGCAAAGAACAACUCCAAUAUUACAUCUGUAGACAAGAUCUUGGAGGCCAUCGACGCGGUGCAGAACCGAAUUACCCUGAUUCAAGACUGGACUGACGAGUCGGACGAGUAUCUUGGCCAGACAUCCAGUAGUAUGAAACACUUUGAGGCUCUCAACAACCAACUGGAGAUGCACUUCAAGAACAGCGUGGCGUUAGAAAAAGUAUUGGCAAAGGUGAUGAGUCAAGUGGACGUUUCUAACGAACACAUGCGGAUUUUUACAUCCCCAGUGGACGUUUUCCCGGGUGACGUAGCAGGAAGCACCUCUGGCGUUAUGAAAGACAAGACAGGCGACGUAAGUCAUGACGUUGGCGUGACGGAGCGUGUCCGAACUGCUAUUGCUGCUAUGGACCAAGCCAUCAAGUCCACGAACGAGUCCCCAGCAAGCGAGAUGGCUGCUCUCCGAGCACGCGGAGACGAGUUGUCCAGACUGGCUUGGACAUUUGGGGAGAAGCUGUGUGGCUCAUUCGAAUCCUUUCUCCAGCGAAAGAUAAAGCACGACGAGAUGAACUGGAGCUUCAGCAACGAAGCUCUUCACAACACGCUUGUCGACUACCAGUCUCUUUUCGCUCACGUACACUCCCUGGAUCCGCGCAUCCUUGUCUCUUUGAGGCAGACGUAUAGUAAGCAACUCGCGGGGAUCUACAAUGCCCACGCGCUGUCCCUCUUUCGUUGUUUAAGGGACAGACUACCGCGCACAACAAAGCACCACUUCCACAAGCCAACGUCGAUUCAAUCCAGAGCGAUCUCCCUCUCGUCCUCGUUCUUCAGUGUGGGCGACACUAUGUGCGCGGCGCCGUUAAUGCAGCAAGCGCUGGACCAUCUCACUCCGUUGAUACUGAGGGAACAGCGACUGGUAGCCAGCCUCUUCUUCCCUGCCACGCCGAGUACUACUGGGGGCAAACACGAGCCUGAAGACUUGACGUUCAUGAUGGAGAAUGUCUUUGAGAAGCUGCUGAAACGGAUGAACGAGUUUGGCGACGCGGCAGGAACGCGCAACACUCUGGACGCACUGUCGCUCGUCGUUCUCGUGAAUGGGAAGCUGGAGGCGUGUCGACAGCAGAGCGCGUUCCUGUACAACGUCAUGGUGAGUUUCCAGCUGCAGAUGAAGCGCAUGUUGAUCAAGUUCACAGAAGACCAGGAGGCGUGGAUAAUUGCUCAGAGUGUGGACACAAAGAUGGCUGGUGUACUUGGUCCGACGAAGAAAAUUGUGAACUUGAUCGCUCGGAUGGAAGAGAGCGUUGCUGGCAAGAGCAGUGACAGCACGCUGGUGUCCAUCUACAACAUGAUUGUGCCCGCUACGAUGCACUGGAUCGAUAAAGUGGCAGACACGAGACCAAAGUACGCCCCGCUGACUCGCCUUGAAAACUUCCUCUUUCUCAGUGACAACUUGAAGAAUAUCAAUCCCUCAAAGGACCUGCCACUAGCUCAGUAUGCCGUCGAAGCCCACGAACGAUACACGGAGAAUCUGCAACGUUAUGUGGCGUCAGUCUGGGAGUACGCGUUCAAGCAACUCGUGCCCAUGAUCGCAUCGAUAGAGUCGCUGAUGGCGACGGUACCGGCGGCUGAGAUCCAGUAUCACUUGCCACGCCAAGACGUGCGACGCGUUCUUGACUCGACCGCAUCCACAUUCGAGAAAUCUGUUCGUGUCAUGCACGAUCGCUUGAAGAAGCACUUUCGGGAGAAUUCGAAGAUGCUGCCAAGCGUGUGGAAGCAGCUGGUUGCGUAUGGGAGUAGUCGGAUGGCUGUGUACGCGCUUGUUACAGGAGACUGCUACCAACUGCGUUUUGAGCCAUCGCCUGAGCGCGGGUUGGAACUACUAAACAAGUUUGCGUUCAGCUAAGUAACAAUGCUCCAAUUAGCACGUCAUAGCGAUGUACGUAACCUCGCUGGCCUUUUUGUACUGCCGUUUUA
Molecule: messenger RNA, 2834 nt
Organism: Phytophthora infestans T30-4
Lineage: Eukaryota; Oomycota; Peronosporomycetes; Peronosporales; Peronosporaceae
Exons: 9
Coding region: 1-2763 (920 amino acids)
Biological process (GO): Golgi to plasma membrane transport; exocytosis
Cellular component (GO): plasma membrane; exocyst
Molecular function (GO): phosphatidylinositol-4,5-bisphosphate binding
Source: RefSeq, a predicted model, not a curated record